GGCCCGGAAGGGGCGGUGCUUGCUCGAAAGGCAACGCGGAGGUGGCGUGGCUUGGGGCAGAUCCCCAGCAAUUAACUGGGAAAGGUCGCUACGCUCGGCGACUGGGGAAGCGGCUGUGCGGACGUUGAGAGGCUGUUCCGGGGCUUAAGACUGAGGAGGUGUCAGUCCCCAGGAAGCGAGGGGAGGCGCUCCUCGUCCCGCCGCCCUCGUCCCGCCGUACUUUUCGGACGCGAGCGCCGGCUCCUAGGCAGGCUCCGCUCCAAGGCCUGAGGCUCCGUUAGCUCCCAGCUGGGCGCGCCUCGCUUCGCGCGGAAGACGACACUGUGGCUUGGCGGUGACGCUUCAGGGGCUUUCCUGCGAAGACAGCGGCCCUUGAGAAUUCCGGCGAAUGAAAGGGGAAAGAGUGGAAAAUGUGGGAGAUGGCCGUGUUUAUUAAGUGCGUUUUUCACUUACCAGCUGGUGCAUGAUCACCUGUGUCAGCUUUCAAAAGAGUCAGCAUUACUUCCCAACCACAAAAGACCUCUGAGCUGGGAAGGAAUGGAUCCGUGACCCAUUUGUGAAUAAGCCAGAUGAAUCGACUUUGUGCAAGUAGAGGAUCAACUAACUGCUUGAGAUCACAAAUUACAGUGGCCUUAAAACAUCCUCUCUUUGUGAAGCGGUGUUUUCUGCAAUGAUGGCAACCACGACAAGAUUAUGGAGUAGGCUGGACAUAAGCAGCACACUUCGGGUGUCACUGUCUCCCAUCACCCCCAGGUGGGACUGUCAGUCGCAAGAAACCAAGCUCAGGUCUCCCGCUGAUUCUACAUUAUGGUUUCACCGAAGAAACAUCUUAGAGAGUCAUCGCAUUUCCAAGAUUAACAUUUACAAUUUGGAGUUGUUGACCUUCUUAUAAGAAAGACUUUGGCCAUCAAAAUGAAAACUUUCUUUGAAGUUUUAGAACAAUUAUACAAGAAGGUACUUCUUGGAGCCACACUUGAAAAGGACAGCCAUGAUUACGUCUUUUAUCUCUACCCAGCAUUUUCAGAUCAAGAUUGUUCUGCAAGCACCUCCCCAGACUGCUCAAAUGCCCGUGAUGUUCAGGACAAGCAAGAGCCAUCCUCUGUCAGCUUGCCUACCUUGUCCGUAGCACCUGUGUGUUUGCAGAGACAUUCUCAGAUGAGCAAUACCCGAGAAAUAACGCUCCUUCAGUUAACAGUGAUCAGAGUGAUGAUAACCAGAGUAUUGUCUGUGGAAACUGAAUUCCAUGCAAAGGAGAAAUACAGAGAUAUAAUUAAAAUUCUUUUAAAAUCAUCUGACAUCGAGUCUCAAUUAACCUGUAUGUUCCAGAACUCGGAAAAAUUAUUAUCUCACAUGGCAGCAAAGUGCCUUGCACUAAUUCUGUAUUUCCAACUGAAGGAAAAGAUAACACUGAGUAAUUUCUGGAUUUCUUUUUGUCAAAAAAAUAUUUCUGAAUAUUCUGAAAGUAAUAAAGUAGUAUACUGCCUCUGGAUACUUACCUUUGUAAUUAAGGAAAUCUUUAAAGAUACAUCUUCACAAAAAACAGAAAUUCUAAAACAGUUCCUGACUCCUUUUGACACUCUUUUUGAAGUCUUUUACAAUUCCUUAUUUUCUCAGCGUUUUGAAAACCACCAAGAUGCUUCUAAACUAAUAAACAGUUUAAUAUGUUUCCUGGAAUUGCUUGAACUUCUUAUAGCCUCCAGAAUCCACCUGAAGUUACAUUUCACUUGCCAGAGGAUUUUAUUUUUGAAAGCUUCUUGUGUGUUUGAUGUUAUUACCUGGCCUGUUCAGGCUUUUGUCAAAAGGAAGUUGAUCAUCGUCAUAAAAAAGUGCCUUCUGUGCAACGCGGGUGAAGACCUUUGUCGGGGAUCUGUCCCUGCCUUCAUGCCACCAGAUAAUCCUUUGCAUGUGGACCUGCUGGCUUUGGCCAGCGCUGUUCUGCAAGCUGUGGAUUUGGGCUUGUUGAGGACGUUGUCUGUCCGUGGAAAACCUUCCUGCUUUGGAGGUGGUGAAGUCCUACCUGGAUAUGAGCAUGCCACUGGUCCAGAUCAUGUGAUUCUUAGAGCAUUGAGUUUACUUAUCAUAAGAUCCUUAGAAAUCAAGUUUCAAAAUUGUGCUUCAGCAAAUGAAAUGAAAGUUGAUUUACAGAGGUUCAUGUCUGAGUUACUGAUCUUCUUAAAGCCUCACCUUCAGCCCUCUCUGCAAUCACACAAUCUCUGUGAGUGGUUGUCUAGGGUCUUCAUAGAACAAGACGAUGACAUGCUGGAGGCUGCCAAAGCAUCGCUGGGCAUCUAUCUGAAGUUGACCAGAGAAUGUGAAGCUACUGAAAGCUUGACCCAAGAAAAAGAAAUGUGGAACCAUCACACACAUGAAAAUGGCUAUAAUCCACACUGUAUUUUUUUAUUUUUAUUAAAAAAUAUAGGAUUUGAUUCUACUGUUCUUCUUGAUUUUUUGAUUUCAUCAGAAACCUGUUUUCUUGAAUAUUUUGUUAGAUACUUAAAAUUAUUGCAAAAAGACUGGGAUAAUUUUUUCACCAUUUGCAACUAUUUUGAUGUAACUGAAUCUAAAGAUAACAUACAUAUUUGUUGUAUCUCCUCACUUGUCCAAAAUAGAAACAGCAACCCAACAGAAGCUAGUCCUUUGGCUGUUCUUGGUAGUCACACAAAUGCUCAUUCUUGGGUCUCCUGGGCCUCUGCUGCUUCUUCUGAAUCACUGAACCAUGGUGUAACGACAGAGAAGGCCUACACCAAGCCCCAGGCUAAUUGUCUUUCUACCCCAGGAGCUUCUCAAAGUCUGGUAGAUUAUGACAGCUCUGAUGAUUCUGAAGAAGGAUCCACAAGCCUGUGUUUAGUAAACAGUAGACUAACAUCUUCACACCAAGAAGCAAUGAAGAAAACUCAGGACACAUUUGGAGCAAGUGGGGAUAAAAAAGAACUUAGCCCAGAGUCUCAGUCAAGGCCUCUGGUUGCUAAAGAAUCUAAUACCCCAUUCUCUGUUUAUUGUGACGUAGCCCCAGAUAACACUGCUUCUGAAGUGGGAAUAUCUUACAGAACAGUAAAGUGCUUUGAAGAGCUACAAGGUGCCAUUUACCGUUUGCAGAAGAAAAAUCUGUUCCCAUAUAAUCCAACAGCACUUUUAAAGUUGUUAAAACAUAUUGAGAUGAUAUAUAAUAAAAGUAUGACCCCAUUGUAUAACAGUGACAUUUUAUUUCCAGGAACUGUUUUUCCUUAAUAUAAUUGUGCUUUAAUGAGAUAACAGUAUUAAAAAUAAUUAAUAAACCUCAAAAGAGUUUUCUAAA
Messenger RNA from Cervus elaphus (red deer), 3295 nucleotides. It is a transcript of the gene LINS1, whose product is annotated as lines homolog 1. Bases 913 to 3228 code for a protein of 771 amino acids. The transcript is spliced from 9 exons. The record is from RefSeq and is a predicted model, not a curated record. NCBI's taxonomy places the organism in Eukaryota, Metazoa, Chordata, Mammalia, Artiodactyla, Cervidae.